GGCCUGUACUGUGUGCUCGGUGUGCGGGGAGAGUGGAGGCAUCAGGAGGCAUUCCCGUGUCCCCUUCGUCCCUCCGCUCCCUUGCCUCUCCCUCCUCCCGCCGGCCUCCCCCGUUUGCUGUAUCUCCCAGGAGAACCCCUACUGCCGCUGCUAGAGAUGAGGCUAGGGUGUUUACCAGUGGCGCCGCCGCCGCCGCCGCCACUGCUGCUGCUGCUGCUGCUGCUGCUGCUGCUGCUGCCAGUGCUGCGUCUGUUGACCCGUAUGCUGACCAUGCAAGGAGGCCUGUGCAAGGCGAGGGCGAGGGAGAGGAGGGAGAGGAGGAGGGAGUGGAGGAGGUGAAAGAGGUGGCAAUGGAGGGGGAUAGGGAGAAGGAGUGUGUUGUCUUGGGGGUGGAGGGCGGCGCAGACAGGACGGCGCUUGCCAACCAUUUCCUGCCGCCCAUUUUGGAAAGAUCUGCACAGAGCGAGGCGGAUCUAGUGGAGGCAGAAGAGAGGGCCGGGAACAGAGGCAAGGACGGCAGUGGGGACGAGGAGCAGGAGGAGCAAGAUGCGCGAGGAGAACAACUGGCUGCGGGCGGCCUACAAGGAGGCGGUGCACAAGGCAGAGGUGGCGAGGCAGGCAGGGCCGCAUGUGUCUGUCACCAACGGCGCUACAACUCACCCCCACCCCCUCGUGUCCCCUCUCGUCAGAUGCGCGAGGAGAACAACUGGCUGCGGGCAGCAUACAAGGAGGCGGUGCACAAAGCAGAGGUGGCGGCAGCACUGGCGGCGCAUGCGGGCCCAUGUCAUCCCUGUGUCCUUUACUCUGCUCCCCACCUCCCUCAUCAGAUGCGAGAGGAGAACAACUGGCUGCGAGCAGCCUACCAAAGAGGCAGUGCACAAGGCAGAGGUGGCGGCAGCACUGGCGGGCGCAGAGAGGGCGCGGGCGGAGGAGGCGGAGAGGAAUGUGGCAGCAAGGGAGGAGGAGAUGCGGGAGGCCCUGCAAAGCGCGGGAGGUGCGCACGGCUGAGUCAGAGGCUGAUCGCCUUCCAGGCCAGCAUGGCCAACGCCAACCCCGCCAUGCCCAUCGACAAGCAGCAGGUAGAUUACCUGCUGCUCGCACUCCAUUUCCUCCCUCCCUUCUGGCUCCUCUCUUCCUCUGCUCGCUCUCUUCCUUCUGCUCGCUCUCUUCCUUCUGCUCGCUCUCUUCCUUCUGCUCGCUCUCUUCCUUCUGCUCGCUCUCUUCCUUCUGCUCGCUCUCUUCCUUCUGCUCGCUCUCUUCCUUCUGCUCGCUCUCUUCCUUCUGCUCGCUCUCUUCCUUCUGCUCGCUCUCUUCCUUCUGCUCGCUCUCUUCCUUCUGCUCGCUCUCUUCCUUCUGCUAGCUCUCUUCCUUCUGCUCGCUCUCUUCCUUCUGCUAGCUCUCUUCCUUCUGCUCGCUCUCUUCCUUCUGCUCGCUCUCUUCCUUCUGCUCGCUCUCUUCCUUCUGCUCGCUCUCUCCCUUCUGCUCGCUCUCUUCCUUCUGCUCGCUCUCUUCCUUCUGCUCGCUCUCUUCCUUCUGCUCGCUCUCUUCCUUCUGCUCGCUCUCUUCCUUCUGCUCGCUCUCUUCCUUCUGCUCGCUCUCUUCCUUCUGCUCGCUCUCUUCCUUCUGCUCGCUCUCUUCCUUCUGCUCGCUCUCUUCCUUCUGCUAGCUCUCUUCCUUCUGCUCGCUCUCUUCCUUCUGCUAGCUCUCUUCCUUCUGCUCGCUCUCUUCCUUCUGCUCGCUCUCUUCCUUCUGCUCGCUCUCUUCCUUCUGCUCGCUCUCUUCCUUCUGCUCGCUCUCUUCCUUCUGCUCGCUCUCUCCUUCUGCUCGCUCUCUUCCUUCUGCUCGCUCUCUUCCUUCUGCUCGCUCUCUUCCUUCUGCUCGCUCUCUUCCUUCUGCUCGCUCUCUUCCUUCUGCUCGCUCUCUUCCUUCUGCUCGCUCUCUUCCUUCUGCUCGCAUCUCUUCCUUCUGCGCGCGUCUCUUCCUUCUGCUCGCUCUCUCCUGCUAUCCUUCUGCUCGCUCUCUUCUUCUGCUCGCUCUCUUCCUUCUGCUCGCUCUCUUCCUUCUGCUCGCUCUCUUCCUCUGCUCGCUCUCUUCCUUCUGCUCGCUCUCUUCCUUCUGCUAGCUCUCUUCCUUCUGCUCGCUCUCUUCCUUCUGCUAGCUCUCUUCCUUCUGCUCGCUCAUCUUCCUUCUGA
This is a messenger RNA of Closterium sp. Naga37s-1, 2192 nucleotides long. The record is from the annotation of a GenBank genome assembly. NCBI's taxonomy places the organism in Eukaryota, Viridiplantae, Streptophyta, Zygnematophyceae, Desmidiales, Closteriaceae.